AUGAUUAUAGCUAAAGUAUUUAUUGAACAAGAAAAAGAACUUGAAUUAAAUAAUACAAAUUUAAAACAAUUACUUGAUUCAUUAAUUAAAUCAGGUUUGUCACAUAAAAAUAUUGAUAUUCAAUCUCAAACUUUACCAACAUUACGAUCUCUUACGUGCCAUUCUCGACAAGCAACAAUUGAAUAUACUAAACAAAAUUUUCAUAUAACCGAUAAAAUCGAAAAUAUCUCUUUAAAAUGUCAAUCAAUAUCAACUUUUAUUGAUGUUCUUCUUGUUCAUGGUCCUGAUAUUUUAACAAAUAUAAAUUUAUUAAAUUUAACAUCUUCUCAAUUUACAACACAAUAUUUUAUAAAUCUUUUGGAUCAACAAAAUAUUGAAAUAAAAACUACUAUUGCAUUUGGUCUUAUUAAAUUAUUUCUUAGUUCUCGUCUUGAACCAAAUAUUGCUUUACUUGAAAUUAUACUUGAUUAUCGUUUUUCAAAUGGUUAUCGAUCUAUUAAUCAAUAUCAACGAGAUGAUAUAACUUCUUUCUUCUAUUUUUUUAUUCAUUCAUCAAUUUCAAAUGUUUUACUUAUUGAAGAAUUAACAUUUGAUCUUGUUUCUCUUGAAUCAAUGUGUUAUUUUUGUAGUGUGUUACUUUCUUUACCAACUUUACCAAUUGAUAAAUCAAAUGAAGAACAUUCUCAUUAUCAUCUUGCAAUAAAUCUUCUUGAAUCAAUUCAUAAUUCAACUAAUAAUCAUACAUCAUUUAUUAUAAAAUCUUAUUUAAAUACAAUAAAACAUCUUCAAUUUCAAUAUAUGAAAAAAGAACAAUUACAAAUUAUUCUAGAUUCAAUUAUUCGACUUCGACAAUAUCCAAAUUUACCAUUAAUUAUAUCAAAUUCUAUAAAAAAUAUUGAAGAACAAAUACAAUCAUGUUUAAAAUUAAUUAAGAAAUUAACAAAUGAUAACAAUGAUGAUAAACGAUCUUGUUCACCUUCACCACCAUCUCUAAGAAAUUCUAAACGUAUUUCUUCAACAUUUAAACCGUCUAUAAUUUCAUCACCAAAUGUACUUUAUGAUCGAACUAAUCAAAUAAUUAUUAACAAUGAUAAUCGAUUAUUAUCAAAAGGUAUUAAAAGAAAAUUAAAUACAAAUCGUUAUAUGACACUUGAUUUUGAAAAUGACACAGAUGAUUUUUUCUAG
Molecule: messenger RNA, 1185 nt
Organism: Rotaria sordida
Lineage: Eukaryota; Metazoa; Rotifera; Eurotatoria; Philodinida; Philodinidae
Source: the annotation of a GenBank genome assembly